Molecule: messenger RNA, 3488 nt
Organism: Theobroma umbraticum
Lineage: Eukaryota; Viridiplantae; Streptophyta; Magnoliopsida; Malvales; Malvaceae
Product: ion channel POLLUX-like protein, putative (DUF1012)
Biological process (GO): monoatomic ion transport
Source: RefSeq, a predicted model, not a curated record
CGUUUCUUAAGGAAGAGACGAGAAGGGAUAAUCAACAUUUGCUUCCAUGUAGUACAGACAUGAAGUGGGCAAGUGGUCGAGAUUGGUGCAGUGACUUCCCUCAAUUGAAAACGACAGCUAAAGCUCCUAUGUUUAGAGGUUCUCUGUUGGACCAUCUGGCUCAUCACCGUCCUUCCUACCUCCUACGGUUCUACCUCUCUUCAUAUUUUCAUUCCAUGGACAAAAUCCAAAAACAUCUAACUCCACUUCUCUUUAGAUUCUAAUUACUUAUUGUUGUCACUUUCUGUCUAUUUCUUCCAAUCCCAUAUUAAGAGUUUCUUCACUUUUAUGUGGCUUCUUUUUUCUCCCUCACCGCGAGAGAGGGACGGAAGAAAAGAUGAUUUCUUGUCUGUCGCAAAGCCCCCAGCCAUUGCUCUUGCCCCCAAGAAUUGCCAGGCUGACUCAAACUUCUUCAACCAGAACACAAAGCACAAGAGGCUCAAACGAUACAAUACUUUUCCAGAAAUCAAUGCUAUGCAGCUUUUGGUGGAAGAAUUCUUCAUCUUACAAUGUACAUGACUUUGUGAUACGCAAUAGAGGAAAAUGGAAGGUUACUUGUCAGAGAACAACAAAUAAGUUGCAUUAUGUUUCAGAUAGUUCAAAUGCCAAAUUCUUUAGGAUGGACCUGCAAAAUAGUUCUCAGGUGCAGGGUUACCAAACUAAACUGAUCACUGGAACUAUGUCAUCAUUUUUCUUGCGGAGACUGAUGCAAUUAGAUUUUGUCAACACAUUAAUAAAGAUGGUCCAAGACUUUUUUCCAUCUCGACUUCAGACUUCGGGGGCUACAAGUUUACCUCUUGCCUGCAUGUCUAAUUCUUUGAAUAAACCAACCCCUCUUAACUUGGAUGUGUCCUUGCCUUCAAUUCAGGAUAUUAGAUGGAACGUUGCCCGGUUACUGUAUUUAUUCAACAUUCAACUGGAGAAAAAUGUUGCUACGUUUCUUGUGGUUCUCCUUGUAGCAUGCUUCUCAUUUGUUGUUAUUGGUGGUUUACUCUUCUUCAAGUUUAGGGGUAAUGCACAGUCUCUAGAGGACUGCUUCUGGGAGGCUUGGGCAUGCCUGUGUUCAUCAUCUACUCAUUUAAAACAAAGAACACGUAUCGAACGUGUUAUUGGCUUCGUUCUUGCUAUAUGGGGCAUAUUAUUUUAUUCUCGGUUGUUAAGUACAAUGACAGAACAGUUCAGAAACAACAUGCAAAAACUCAGGGAAGGUGCACAAAUGCAAGUUUUGGAGACUGAUCAUAUCAUCAUUUGCGGUGUAAACAGUCGUCUGGCUUUCAUACUAAAGCAGCUAAAUAAGUAUCAUGAAUUUGCUGUCCGUUUAGGUACUGCUACAGCCAGGAGGCAGAGAAUUAUUCUUAUGUCUGAUCUUCCGAGGAAGCAAAUGGACAAGCUAGCUGACAAUAUUGCCAAGGAUUUUAACCAUAUUGAUAUCCUUACAAGGAGUUGCAGCCUUAGUUUGACAAAAUCAUUUGAAAGAGCAGCAGCCAAUAAGGCACGUGCCAUUAUCAUGCUGCCCACAAAAGGAGAUCAGUAUGAAGUUGAUACUGAUGCAUUUCUCUCCGUACUGGCACUUCAACCUAUUCCUGAAAUGGAAUCUAUCCCCACUAUUGUUGAGGUGUCAAAUUCCAGUACAUGUGAGCUCUUGAAGUCAAUUUCUGGACUGAAAGUGGAGCCAGUAGAAAAUGUUGCUUCUAAAUUAUUUGUUCAAUGUUCUCGGCAAAAGGGGCUGAUAAAGAUCUACAGGCACUUGCUUAAUUAUCGAAAAAAUGUAUUCAAUCUUUGCCAUUUUCCAAGUCUAACAGGAUUGACGUAUAGACAAAUACGACGGGGGUUUCGAGAGGCAGUUGUUUGUGGUCUUUAUCGGAGUGGUAAGAUAUACUUCCACCCCAGGGAUGAUGAAAUUCUUCAGCAAACUGACAAAGUAUUGCUAAUUGCCCCUAUUCACAGGACAGGAAAACAACAACUUGCACUUUCAGAUGUUGUAAAAGAUGAAACGAAUACAUUCCAAAGUCUGGAAGUUUUCAAAAACAAUGCUGAUACUCCAAAGCAUGCUUUAGAAUUGAGAAAAGAACGAAUUUUAAAUGUUGUAAAACGUCCCAACAAACCGGGAUCAAAGGCAUCAGACUGGAGUCUAGGACCCAAAGAAUGCAUACUUAUGCUUGGGUGGCGUCCAGAUGUUGUACAAAUGAUUGAAGAGUAUGAUAAUUAUCUUGGCCCUGGAAGUGUGUUGGAAAUAUUAUCAGAUGUCCCAUUAGAAGAAAGGAAGAAGGCAAGCUUCAUGUCUGGUCAAGGAAAACUAAAGAAUGUCCAGGUUUCCCAUAGGAUUGGAAACCCCAUGAACUAUGAUACCUUGGAGGAAACAAUAACACAUAUACAAAAUUCUGUCAAGAAAGGCAAUCACAUUCCUUUAUCUAUUGUUGUGAUUUCCGAUAGAGAAUGGCUUCUUGGAGAUCCAUGUAGGGCAGACAAGCAAUCUGCAUAUUCUCUCCUUCUUGCUGAAAAUAUCUGCAACAAACUUGGAGUGACAGUGCAAAAUCUAGUAGCAGAGAUUGGUGACUCAAAAUUGGGCAAACAAAUUACACGAAUCAACCCAUCCCUGACUUAUAUUGCGGCUGAGGAAGUGAUGAGUCUUGUAACAGCUCAAGUGGCGGAACACAGUGAACUGAAUGAAGUGUGGAAAGACAUUUUGAAUGCUGAGGGUGAUGAAAUAUAUGUUAAGGAUAUUAGCCUCUACAUGAAAGAGGGUGAGCACCUUUCAUUCUCUGAGCUAUCUGAAAGGGCAUGUUUGCGACAAGAAGUUGCCAUAGGAUAUGUAAAAGACAACAAGAAGGUUAUUAACCCGACUCCCAAGUCAAAACCUGUCUCCCUAGAAAUGACAGAUUCACUAAUUGUUAUAUCCGAGCUUGAAGGAGAGCAACCCAUUGCCAUCUAAAAUGCCAAUAACUCCAGUCACUCUCGUUCCUCUUUGCGCUUUUUUUUUUUUCAAUAAUUUUCAUGGUUCCAAGGCAUUGGCUUCAUAAACUCUUUGCAUAGUUAAGUUGAAACUAUCGUUUUUAGAUUCACAGUAAGGAGUCCUGUGAAACCAUCAUAGGGAUAGAGAGAGAUUCGAAUUAACCCUAUUGGAAGUCCAGGUUGUUGUCAUAGGAGUCUUUAGUUUCAUAGUAAUGAGUCCUGUGAAACCAGCAUAGGGACAGAGAUAGAUUCUAGUUUUGGACCUUGAUCCUGGUGAAGUCUAGAUUGUUGUCAUAGGAACUGUUGUAUCCAUGGAUGUUGUAAAUUUGUAAGAAAAUCAAUAGCUUUGUCCUCCCACAACAAAGCAGUUGCUAUUUCUUUAUCCGAGGAGUAGAUUACCUACAGAGAGUGGAUUUAGUUCCGCAUCAAAGAAACUUUACAGUCAUAAGCUAACAUAUGUUCCUCGUAUAUUGUGCUAAUUCAUUAGUAUAGAUGAU